GACACGGAUGUCUACAGCGACAGGCAAGAGCCCCGUUAUCAUGGAAAGAUAAGCUGUCCUAACUUGCCCACACAUGCCAUGAUGACGUCACAGCUGACGUCACAGGAUGUCCGGAACUGGUGCUGCGAUGCUUUGCAACCUGCCUCUGUGCUCCGUCGCCCAGCGACGGUCAGCGGCCGUUCCGGGCCGCUUUCUUCAAGAUGACGUCGUUGAUCUUCAACUAAACUCCUUCUCUCCACUCUAUUUCUAUCUUUUCAUUUUAUUUUCUACCUAUUUUUUUAUUUUUAUCAGCUCAAGUAGCCGGCAACUCACACAGUGGUCUGGACGUGUCUUAGAUGAUCCCCAAUUAGUGUAAUGACUCCCUGAAUUAUCCUAAUUACUGUGGGGGGUCCCAAAUUGCUCUAAUUGCUAAUUAAUGGCGUCCAGGCGACUGUGUGACUUGCCGGCUUCUUGAGCUGAUACACUACUACUGGGAACUGGGUUGCCAAGCCAUUCCAGGUGUGGGAACUGACCAUAGCCUUUCACUUCGGAGAAUAGAAAGAAAUGGAAUUAUCGCAAAUCUGCAUUCCUCGGAAUGGAAUUCGAACGGGAGACGCCAUUCCGCAACCCUGGUAGACAUGGUUCUGUUGAUACCCGAAGUACAAAUGAACACAACGCUUGUUGACUGGUGAACCUACGAACAUACAUUCGCAACGUGCGGGACUCCAGCUGUUGGACACAAGCGGACACAGGAGUGAUAACGACAGACUCGGACGUCUUUAGGAUGCCGGAAGAAAGGCCUCUGAAAGUCUUUGAGUACGACAUGCGAUAUGCGAAUGGGGCCGAAAAGCGCGGGAAAUGUUUCAUCUUCAACUUCUCGAAGUUUGAUAACGGGGAUGAACGAAAGGGAACCGAAAAAGACAAACAGAGGAUAAUGAAGCUGUUUCGAGAAAAGCUUGGAUUUUCUGUUGACGUCUACGACAACCUCACAAAAGAGACGAUGCUAAAAACUCUUAAAAAGUUGGGUGCUGAGGAUUACUCAGGCUCACGUUGCCUCUGCGUGUUUGUGUUGAGUCAUGGAAAAGAUGAUGCCAUACGCUGCUCAGACGACCAAGCAGUUCAACUAUCCGAGGUGUAUGCUGUGUUCGACCCGACAUUCUGUAAAGGCCUGACCGAUAAACCUAAAUUGUUUUUCAUUGAGGCUUGCCGGGGUGUUAAGAAGGACACAGGGGUUCAAUACGAUGGUCCAGUUGAUACUGUCCUGUGGAGCUUCACAAGAACGCUUCCCCGUUUUGCUGAUGUCUUUGUCCUCUACGCCACAUGCCCCGGUGUUGUCUCGUACAGAAACGAACGUGAAGGAACGUACUUCGUUCAGACGCUCUGUGAAGUCCUGGAGAGCAACCACCAUGUCAUGGAUUUCAUGACCAUGAUGACGAUUGUCAACUUUUAUGUAGCAGAGCAGGACAUUCGCGUUUUCUCUGCGGAAGUGGAGAAACAGAUGCCGAACAUAAGUUCUACGCUGAGGAAGAGUUUACUGUUUGCGGCUCCGGAUGCCGGCGAGCAGUGUGUUUGCAGCUGCGGAACAGCGAUGCAUAAUCAGGUUCCUUGCGAAUGCGAGGACAAGGUGACAAUGACACAGCCAAGCAGUGCUGCUGAGGAGAGUGAACACGCCUUUGCGUGCAAAAGCACCCAGGAGGUCAAGAUGGGCGACGAACUAUCAAGAACACAGCCAUGCAGAGCUGUUGCGCCCAGUGAACAGACCACACAUAGCCAGGUGCGGCCACCAAGUCCACGUACUGAAGAUAACCGGUACUACCCUGAUGCAGAUAUGAACCUGAAGAUAUUGUCACGCACACACAUAGAAUGGAGGCCGAAAGGAAUAAGAAAGUUGGUGAAGCUAGGUAGAUGUGGACUAGUGGACAGCAUAGCAAGCACGAAGUUCCAAUUGAAUGGGUACCUUUUUCAGCUAGAUGUUACUACCAAUAAGGAGUCGUUUUAUGACAUGGAAGUGUAUGUUCUGCUUCGCAUGUGUUCCAGUGCGAAUGACGAUAACCUGGCAUGGCCAUUCAAAACCCCAUACACGAUCAUCCUCCACCACCCUCGUGAUGAAGACUUCGCUAUAUCGAAGGCUGGUGAAUUCUCCCCAUAUUUCCGUGCCUGUUAUCUAAGGCCAAAAGCUCCCAGUAAUGUCCCUGUUAAGUACUUCUCCAUGCCCCUUGAGAAACUUCAUCGUCAUGGCUAUGUAGUCAACGAUUCCCUGCACCUGUCGUUUAAGUUGCAUACUUAAAUGCAAUAUUGCACUAUAUAGUAUAAUGUAGUGUAUUGUAUGUAUUGCCUAUAUGAUAUACUGAGUGCAGUGUAUAUGAUUAUGCAGUGUUCAAAUUGAAGUAUGUUAGCUACAGAGAUUCCAAGUUUGGCAUGCACUGGCUGGUGAUCGUCAUCUGAUUCUUUUUUUUUUUUUUUUGCAAACAGACAAGAGUACAAUAAAAGUAAUGCGCAAUGACUCGAACAUACAAUUCAAGAAACGUGUUGACAAUAGCGCCUCUGCCAAUACACCGAAAAUAAGUGCAUCGCGUUAUUAAUUUCAAGCGGAUAACCCACACUGCUGAUCUCCAAUAUGACCGCGAUCUUUAUUGUAGUGUUUUCGUAGAAUCUACUAAAACCCGCUGUUAGCAAGAUCUAGAGUACGGUACUCCAAGCGCUGUUUUGCCCCAAUGCAAUUCAGAGCCGUCAGUGUGGAUCUUUGCUUCACCAAAGCCGUGUUUCGGAUUUUGGGCUUAGCACACUGCUUUCUUUUCUAUAUACAGGGUGUUUGCUCUAACGUGUCCAGAUAUUAUAUUUAAAGCGAGCGAUAAAAGAAAAGCAAGCGGUGCUUUUCGGCUACUUGAGUAAGAAACAGGUACUGCUUCACUAGUAGCACCUCUUUCUUACUUAAGCAGCUGAAAAGUACGGGUCGUUUCUCUUUUAUCGCUCGCUUUAAAUAAAUUUUGUGAACACGUCAGAGCAAAUACCCUGUAGAGCGGACAACCAAAGUUGUCCUGAUGCGACCACGCAUCGCGCGAAAUGUUAAGAGAAAUGCAUCUAAAAAUAAAUGCAUAUAACGCAUCUAAUGUAAAAGAUGAUACACCAUUUAUUGUAAUCUACUUUCAACAAGACAACAUCGCAGCGAAACUUGUGUGUUAGAGAUGAAAUAAAUUUGUGAAAUUUGAAACAUA
Molecule: messenger RNA, 3194 nt
Organism: Ornithodoros turicata
Lineage: Eukaryota; Metazoa; Arthropoda; Arachnida; Ixodida; Argasidae
Product: caspase-7-like
Exons: 11
Coding region: 764-2266 (500 amino acids)
Biological process (GO): proteolysis
Molecular function (GO): cysteine-type endopeptidase activity; protein binding
Source: RefSeq, a predicted model, not a curated record